This is a messenger RNA of Suillus bovinus, 3791 nucleotides long. RefSeq lists its product as uncharacterized. The transcript has 2 exons. The record is from RefSeq and is a predicted model, not a curated record. NCBI's taxonomy places the organism in Eukaryota, Fungi, Basidiomycota, Agaricomycetes, Boletales, Suillaceae. Bases 391 to 3432 code for a protein of 1013 amino acids.
GAGAAUUUCUUGAUAAAGGGACAGCAACAAGUACUGUGCGCUGUUGUGGUCGGCUUUAAAGCUGAAUCUAAAUCAGGUUGGCCUCGAGGUAAACACGAGGCUUGUGUUGAACCAUCUUCUAAAAAAUAAAUACUCAUACACUGGUAAAACAAAACAAGCUAACUGAUCACAGAAGUUGUCUCACCCAUGCACCGCUACUAAUAAUUUCACUCGAAUCCCAGGCAGCCGUGUUCAGCCGUCCCUAUCAUGGAUCAAUCCUAAACUCGAUAUCACCUUUUUCUGGAAAUUUGGGAAUUGCCAUCCCUCAGCGCUCCUUAUGCUACACGAGUCACUAAUCAAACCACAUACACCAAAAAAUAAACAUACAUCUUCCCAUCUCCCUCUCAGUCAAUGCCUCCAAAACGACGAGCAGCCGCAAAGAGCACUCCUGCUCCAGCAAAGCCUCCUGCUCCUGCUCCUGCUCCUCCUAAACAAACGCCACCUGUCAAACAAGCACCUCCCCCUCCUCCACCGCCUCCACCCAUCGUCGAAUCCUCCUCAGCCAAAGUUCGCAAAGAAUGGCUAGAUUUCAUCUCUACUUGGUAUGAGCCACAGAAGAAGAAACUCCUAGACCAACUUACUAAAGAACUCGACGCCAAAUACAAGAAAUCAACAUCUAGAAUGCAGCAGAACGCUCGUCACUCAGAGUUGGAGAAUAAACUCUCAGAGAUCACAACUCAGCUGGCUGAACCCGCUCAUGAAGAGUGGAACAGUCGUCUCGCUGCACAGCAGCUCCGUGUAGACGAUUGGACAGAUAUCACAGAACAGGAACAGCAGUCUGUCAUCGACGUCUUCAAUGCUUUUUAUGACGACAACGAAGAAGAUCAUUCCACAACCCCCUUUGACACCGGUGAAAUAGAGGAGCCUAUGGUCUCGGCGGUUGAAGAACCUCAACUUGGAGAUUCUUCUCCCUUCUUAACAAUCCGUCAAUCCCCACCCACACCCAUCACAGCCAAUUUUCAGCUUGUCAAUCCAUCUUCCUUCUUCACGGAAACUAUUUCCCCCGCUAAACAAGCCAGAAAGUUGCCGGAGCUUGCCAUGGACAACCUUGCAACCCUGAACAACCUAAGCACGGGUCGCACCCCAGCUGACACUAGCUCAAGCACUAGCGCAGUAUUUGGUUUCCAAGGCUGGGCCUCCGAAGCUGCCUUGGCACUCCCCCAAAGCGCAUCCCAAUCAAACAGAAAUCGCGCCACAGAUAACAUAUCCCGUCAACCAUCCUCCACAGCAUUCGCAUCUUCUCCCUUGUUCUCCUCCCAAACCGCUUCAAACAACUCCCCCCCUCAACCUACAUCCAUGUCACCCCUAACUGCCACUCGCAAUAUUCUCCCAGGCCAACGCUACAUAGGACCUGUUAUCGCCGAAGAGGAAGCCGAGCCGAUCGAUGAAGAACUUCUCAAAGCCAAAAUGGCCGCCGAUUUCCUCGAGUUCAAGAUGGAAGUCCGGAUUCAGAUGAUCCAGCAAUUUCACGCUAAAGCAUCUGCUAUCGAGAUCGAGCUCGCCAGGCAGCUCGAGAGCAGCAAUAGCACUAGCUCAAAAGAGAGCAGACUGCUUACUUUGCACGAACACGAGGAGAACAUGAUGUCGCUUCGCGAGUCCAAGGAGUUAGAGAGGAAGAAGCUGUGUGAUAAGGAACGCGAUCGGCGGUUGCAGGAACAUAGGUUCCUCCAGCAGGCCGCUGCUCAGAAGGCGAUUAAUCAGACCCGCUUGAACGCGAGCGCUUCGUCUUCCAAGAUACCCCCCACCUCCCAGCCGGGAUGGACGACUCAUGCUGCUCCCAAACUCGCUAGUCAAAAAGAGAACCUCUCCACGGGCAGCUUGCCUACGAAGCUUGAUCCUCCCAGCAUGCUCAAGAAGUCUGCUAGCGCUCGCUCUCACGAUAUCAUACCUGGCUUCGACGAAGCUGCGUUCGUGAAGGCUCAGGCAGAAGCUGCGAGCUUGGCGAAAGGAAAACAGCCCGCCCCCACCCUCAACCGGCCUAGCGCGCUCAAAAAGGCAGAAAUCACAAGUUCGCACGACGAGCCUGUCGAGCCCGUCAUUCCAUCCACAGCUCCCACUGCACAUGCCACAAAGGGCAAGAAGGGCAAGAAGACGCAAGUUGACGCCCAACAGCCCAAAACCGUCACUUUCAACGAAGAGCCCGGUACCGAUGCGGAGCCUCCUCCAGCAAAGGGUACAAAAGGCGCUCGGGGUUCGUUGUCUGUGAUGAUCGAGGAGGAGCCGGAUGAAGACGCUGAUCCCUUCUCUACGUGGAACCCAAAAACUGCACGAGCUACUACGCCUGCGCCUGCUAAGAAGGGCAAGGCUGCAGUCGUCGCUCAAGAGGUGGUGGUUGAGCCAGUUCCUCUUGUAGCUUCCACUCCUGUCUGGGGUUCGGCAGCGGGGAAGAGAGACAAAGCCCCGGCCCCACCUGCAGAACCUACGGAAGAAUCAUUCCAGACAUGGUCCGCGCCGGGGAAGAAUAAUAAAGGCAAAGCCCCUAUUAUACCCGCAGAACCCAUGGAAGAUCCUUUCCAAACGUGGAACGUGCCUAGGGGUCCGGUGUCGACUAAGAAAACAAAGGUCACUGUUACAGAAGAGGCUGAUGAAGAGGCUGGACCGGCUGCUGUUGUUUGGGGUGCUGGGCUCAAGGGUGCAUCGGCGGCGGCGAAGAAGGUGGUACCGCAGCCAGAGGCUCGUCGCGGUGCUCAGUCCUCUUCCAAAUCUGCUGUGGUCCAAGAUGCUGUUGAAGAAGAGGAGGACGAUGAAGAUGAUGAUGAGGAGUGGGACCAGAUCCGGCCCGCGUCCGCCAUACCAGGGAGCCUGGAUACUACUAGUGAAGCAGAAAACGACGCAUGGGGAUCUUCCUACUGGGGAAACCUCUCCAACGGGCAGCCCAUCUCACAACCCACAAACGAAUCCGCUUCCUAUUGGGCCAGCCUCUCCAAGGCGCACACCAAUGCAAGCGAAUCUGCCCAACACAUGGUGUGGACGCCAUCAAUGGAAGCAGAAGAGAGCGGCGACGAAGAAGAUUUAGGCGAAACCAUGGAGAGCGCCCUCUGGAUGCAAUACGCCAUCAGCGGAGGCGAGAUCCCUGGCUUCGAGGCGCCUGACCCGCAGGAGGACGUUCAUACCCAUACCCACGCACACGCUCGUGUGAAAAGCACCCCCGCCGCUACUGCUCCGCACAAGAAGACCACCAACGAGCCAACCAUGAGUAUCUGGGAGCAAGGGAAAGGGAAAAAAAAAUCAGCGCCGGCGAUCGAGACUAGGAUAGAAACGACUCAUGCUGCACCACAGCAAGUGUCCGCGUCAUCUAGCGCUCGGACGGCUCAAUGGCCAAAGGCCAAGAUGGAGAUGGAGAACUGGGCUUCGCGCCUUGGCCAAAGCUCAGGCUCAGCUAGACAUUUGUAAUCUUUUUUUCUUUUUUUGUUCGUUUCAUGAUAAGACGGACGACUUGCAAUUAUUUUCUAAUGCUGUGAUCACUGUUUGAUUGGGUUUCUUUUUCCGCUAUAUUGUUUUCGCGGCUUACUGGUUAAGCCCUUGCUUUUAUCGUACUAGUUAAACUGUUCUGUUUGUUCUAAUUGUCAAGUUUCAUGUUGUAUCUGUCGUCAAUCGAUUUGCAUCGUUGUUGGUCCUUGCGCGUGAGGAGUCUGAGCGAGCAAACGGGGAAAACGAGGCAGGUCUACAGUGUACGAAGCACUAGGAUACCAUCUCCGUAGGGACCUCUAUAGUACAAAUUUCGAUGUCCAAUGAAAAUUCUGUAAGGAAAC